Messenger RNA from Saprolegnia parasitica CBS 223.65, 1146 nucleotides. RefSeq lists its product as hypothetical. The coding region runs from base 1 to 1107 and encodes 368 amino acids. Gene Ontology annotation, molecular function: protein binding. The transcript has 4 exons. The record is from RefSeq and is a predicted model, not a curated record. Lineage: Eukaryota; Oomycota; Saprolegniomycetes; Saprolegniales; Saprolegniaceae.
AUGGCCUUGGCGCACCCGCAGACGCUCGCGCUGAGCAGCACUGUGGUGACGCACUUCAAGCAAGAUGCGACGCUGCAAAUGACAUCCGACGACCAGGACUAUGAAUACGUCAUGGACUGCAAGACGACAGCGUCCAAGGAACAUGUCAUCUUGGCGCUCUCAGACAAGACGCUCCAGGCGCGCAGCCGAUCGACGCUCGCGUGCGACCGCGUCAUCGCCGCGCACAACGCGUCGAUCAACGAAGUCUGCGUCUCCGAGACGUCGCCGUGGUGCGUCCUCUCGGGCUCGAACGACGGCACGAUGAAGCUAUGGGACCUGCGCACCGACCAAGGACCGGCGCAGAGCAUCCGCGUCGGCAGUGAAGUGUGGACGUGCUCCAUGGGCUGCGGCGACACGCUCGUCGUGUGCGGCACAACCGACCGGGCGGUCUUUUACGACACGCGGACCGCGCGCAAGCUCGGCGAGUAUGGCGAGUCGCACAUGGACAACGUGACGCGGGUUCGUUUCCACCCGCUGCGCCGGUCCGAGGUCGUCACGGCGUCCGAAGACGGUGUCGUGUGCCUCUUCGACUGCACGAUCGCCGACGAAGACGACGCGAUCAUUUCCAUCAUCAACGUCGAGAGCGCGGUGACGCAGUUUGCAUUCUUUGGCCACGAGCUCCAUCACAUGGCCUUUCUCACGGGCUCGGAGACGCUGGACCUCUGGAACAUUACGACCGCCCAGCGCCUCGCGCAUUUCCCGCAGAUCCGCGACGCGUGCAACGCGCUCGACAUGCCCACCGAGUAUUUAAUCGACUGCAAGUACGAUGCCACGAGCGACCAGCUGCACCUGGUGACGGGCGACCAUGCGGGCACAGUCAACAUUGCGACGCUCGGCGAGUCGUCGCUCACGCCGCAGGCCAAGCUCGUCGGCGGCCACAAGACAGCGAUUCGCUGCAUUGACUGGGACGACAACAUGCUUCUCACGGGCGGCGAAGACUCGCGUCUGUGCAAGUGGUCGGCCUCGUCCGGAUUAUUUCAACAGCAAGCGACGCGUGGCAUCCGAGCGUCCGUCGAGCGCGACGUGAGCGGCCUCAAGAAGGCACGGAAGAGCUCGCGCCCGUACUAAAUGAGGACGCAGUAAUAGACCCGAGUAAUACCGUGUCCA